AUGGCAUUAGACUAUGUCGCUCCGCCCCCAGGCUUCAUGGAUCUCGCCAACGCUAGCCGGAUCCCAUCAGGCCAGUCAUUCAACGUUAUUGGGGUCUGUGUUGAGAGCCUUGACCCUAUCCAAUGCAGGACCGGGCAAUACAAGAUCGCAUUCACAUUACAUGAUCCCACGUGGUUGAGUGGUGCGGGCAUGGAAUUCUCGUUCUUCGCCAAAUCUGCAGACCAACUACCUGUUGUCAGCGAUCAGGGCGAUGUCGUCAUCCUCCGCAAUAUCAAAACAAUGAUUCAUAAAGGUCUGAACAAGGGCCUAUCAAACUUCUCAUCAACCUGGGUUGUGCUUCCGUAUGUUGAGGUAGCGAACAUGAAUUCUCCUCGGGACCUGAAGGAAAAGGCCCGAUGGCGGAAAGAUGGGCGAGAGCCCAAUUCCCAGUAUUCCAAAGGACCGCCAACGGCUCUUCUGACCGAAGCUGAACUCAAGUACGCCAAAUGGAUUGCUGAACAGGAAGAUCCCAGUACCUGGCCCCCAGUACGAGGGAGGACGCAGAUAGACGUGGCAAACACCAUGGUAAGCAAUGGCGGCGCCCGUCCGCCGGCCAAGGAGAAGCUCAAAUUGCUUCAGGACCUCGAGUUGCACAGCGACAACGCCCACAUCUUUGCAGACCUACUGGGAGAAGUGCGCAGAAUCUACAGCAACGAUUUCUUGACCGAGCUAUAUCUGACCGACUAUACGAGUAAUAGCCAGCUCUACAACUACAAAUUCUCCGUCCAUGAAGAAGGGCGGACGGGUGACCCCUAUGGCUACCUUGAUGUGGAUCCGAGCGCGUGGCCCGGCCCUUGGGGCCAAAUGACAAUGGCUGUCCGAUGCAGAGACGGUCAGAGCCAUGUUGCCAACACAAAGGUGAAAGUGGGCGACUUUGUCUACCUGCGCAACAUCCAAAUCAAAAUGGACAAGAACAGGGGGAAGCUUGAAGGCAACUGUCGAGAUGAUCCGAAGUACCCAGAAAAAGAGCUGAUCGAGGUGAUCAAGGCCAAAGAUGAGCGGCGGAUUGAUGUCUUGCGGCGGAAGCGGGCAUAUGAGGAGAAGGCAGAAGCCAGUGGCAUCAAAUUUUACCGGGACCCAAACCAGGCACGCAAAAAGCGGCAAAGAGAGGAGCCCACCGAAGAACAGAGCGGUGAGCUGAUAACCAAACGAAGCAAGAACAGAGCCCGGAAGAACAGGAAAGCCAACGAGGUUGAAGCACAGGCGAAAAGGAUGACGGCAGCCGGGUCUGCUGAGCAAGAGCGUCCUCUCACACUCAAUCCAUCCAUCCGAAUCCACAACCAUAAAGGACUGCUGUUUAAGUCAAUCGUCGACAUUCUGGACCCGGACAUCCUAAAUCGCACAACCCCUAAGGGAAAUCCAUAUCGGCUACCGUUUCAGAAUUGCACAUAUAAAUCGAAAGUCAGGGUGGUUGAUUUCUUCCCCGACAACGUUGCCGAUUUUGCUGCUCCACGCCAGGUAUCGCAGUAUGAUGAGCUGGAUGAUCACAAGUCCUCUGACGAUGAUUCCGACCUCGAUCUGACACAAGAAGAGAGCGGUGACGAGAUCAAAUGGGAAUGGCGAUUCUUCCUCCUUGUAGAAGACUCGAAGCCACAGCCGGGCUGCCAGGGACGUCCGACGCAGAUGCAAUUGCUCGUGGCCGAUGACGACGGCGAUUGCCUCUUCAACAUGGACGCUUGCGAUCUCAGGGACAAGAAGAACGAGACUGCACUGGCGUCGCUGAAAGAGAAGUUGUUCCACCUCUGGGGAGACUUGCAGGAGAAGAAAGAGGAAGCCCAGAGCACAGCGGAGGCGCUCAGCGUGAAACCCAGUGCCCGGCCCUUUGAAUGCUUGAUCAAGGAGUACGGAGUGCCAGUCCGAGGCUCCAAAAGCCGUCCGACCGAUGUCAUGGCCUAUGAUAGAUUCUUCCGUCUAUUCGGGACGGCGAUCUAA
Cladophialophora carrionii CBS 160.54 is the source of this 1971-nucleotide messenger RNA. RefSeq lists its product as uncharacterized. The coding region runs from base 1 to 1971 and encodes 656 amino acids. NCBI's taxonomy places the organism in Eukaryota, Fungi, Ascomycota, Eurotiomycetes, Chaetothyriales, Herpotrichiellaceae. The transcript has a single exon. Gene Ontology annotation, cellular component: chromosome, telomeric region; nuclear telomere cap complex. Gene Ontology annotation, biological process: telomere capping; regulation of telomere maintenance via telomerase. Gene Ontology annotation, molecular function: telomerase inhibitor activity; G-rich strand telomeric DNA binding. The record is from RefSeq and is a predicted model, not a curated record.